Perkinsus marinus ATCC 50983 is the source of this 990-nucleotide messenger RNA. RefSeq lists its product as hypothetical. NCBI's taxonomy places the organism in Eukaryota, Perkinsozoa, Perkinsida, Perkinsidae. The transcript is spliced from 2 exons. The coding region runs from base 1 to 990 and encodes 329 amino acids. The record is from RefSeq and is a predicted model, not a curated record.
AUGGCAUCCAGCAGUCCCAAGUCUAUCAUCAACGAUAAGUCUGUCAUCUAUCCGACUAUCAAGAACGGUGAUGGUUUGGAUGGUUAUCGCUAUCUUGUCUGGGGAUCUCAAGUUGGUACUGAGGAUCACAAUAAGCUCAUCCAUGGUAAACCGUAUCUCCCUGUUGUAGACCAUCCUUCUAUAUCUCCUGAAGUCAUCAUCAAGUUCAAGUCGCUAGCGACAGAAGGAAGCUAUCACUGGUGCCCCCUUAUCGACGAGCACAUCUCAGUUAUCAAGCCCUUCUACCCAAAUCGUGUUGUCGACAUCGACGACUCUAUCUACACCGAAUUUGAGAAGGAGAUCUCUGCCUUGAAUAUAUCAAAGCCAGGUUCAGUAUCUCCUUACAUCUGGGCUUCACUAUCGCCGGUGUUGAGAUGGUAUAUCUUACAUGGGGAGACUCACACCAUCUUAUCUAAGGAUGAGCCUAUCAACAUGGAUCUCUUGGAGGAGUUAAAUCUGAUCAACAUCCCAAGGAUCCUCAACUUGGGUAUCUUCGCCCGUUAUAUAUCUGUGGUAGCCAUGGGUAUCGCCAGUGACAACUAUCUAUUCGAUGGUGAUCACCACAUUGCCGUUGGCCUAACACCUAUGGUAGGGUUUGAUCUACAGUCAUCAAGAUCUACUACGGCCGGUUGUAUCGCCAUCCCAAGAGAUAUAUAUGAGGGUACCAUUAAGAUCAACUAUAUAUCUAAAAUGAUCUUGUAUAACUGUAUCAUAUCUGAUACCAAUCUACAGGAAGAGGUCGAUGUUAGAUCUAUUCUUGGUAAAUCUGGACCUAUCUCAAGGGAUCUCAUCUUGAAGAAUGUGGGCCAUAUCGGCCAUCUUAUUGUAUCGUCUAACGACCUCAUCACCAUAGAUCGCCUUAUCAAGGGUAUGCAAGCCUAUCAGAGAGUCGAGGAUAUCGUUGGUUACAACAUCGCUGCCUUGGAGGCCGACAGUGAUCUGGAGGAGUAA